AUGAGCGCCGUCCUGCCUGAAAUGUUGCUACCAACCAACCGUCCUCGCUGCUUUUUCGGUCUGACUGCGGCAGUGGGCGAUUCCUCCGCCAGGAGGACUAAGUGGAGCGCGGACAAGCAAAGCUUGCACGUCCUCCAGUAUGGCUUGCUUUCCAUCAUAUGCCACAUGGAAAGGUCAACCGGGCAGGCUGGUGUCGAUUUCUUCAACCCAGCACUCGUGAGCUCACAGGACUCCCUGGUGCUUAACUGGGCCAGACUUUUAUCUGGGAAUUCCCUAAUGAACUGCAAGCAAUACAUCUCCGAGCGAGGGGAGAUAGAGCUCGUGUGGGCUGCCGAGUGA
Messenger RNA from Sodiomyces alkalinus F11, 339 nucleotides. RefSeq lists its product as hypothetical. The coding region runs from base 1 to 339 and encodes 112 amino acids. NCBI's taxonomy places the organism in Eukaryota, Fungi, Ascomycota, Sordariomycetes, Glomerellales, Plectosphaerellaceae. The record is from RefSeq and is a predicted model, not a curated record. The transcript has 6 exons.